UAUAUAAGCCAUCAAGGACUGCGUUGUGCCGCUAAUUCGCGUAAAUCCGACAGGGGAGUCACUUUGUACCAUCGCCAGGGUAUCCGAGAAGGCAAGCCAAUUGGGGACAUACCUACGUGUAGGACAGACGUUAUCAUACUUCUCUAGUUAGUAAAACCUAGGGACUAUCGAGUAGACAGGUAAACCUAGGGACGAUGCUGUUAAGGAUGACACCUUUCUGCCUGGGAUUAGUUACAUAUAUUCUUUUGGCAUCAUCAACCCAAGCCGAAGACGUUGUUGUUCCACAAACACCAGAUGAUGCCAGUGAAAGUGAGGUAAAAGACAAUGUAGACACUGAUGGAUAUUACCAGGAUGUGAGUAAAUCAGUAUAUGCUACAAACAAUAAUGACGAAAAACGUCAAUCAGUGGACACACUAGGUUUUUCUGGAACUCUAGGAAAACGACGUAUUGACCCAAUUCUCUUUGGAGGUCGGUUAGGUAAAAGAGGGAUGGAUCCUUUGGGAUUUGCUGGAACUCUUGGUAAACGAGGAAUUGAUAAUCUGGGCUUCGCUGGAACUCUUGGUAAACGAGGAAUGGAUCCUUUGGGAUUUGCUGGAACUCUUGGUAAACGAGGAAUGGAUCCUUUGGGAUUUGCUGGAACUCUUGGUAAACGAGGAAUGGAUCCUUUGGGAUUUGCUGGAACUCUUGGUAAACGAGGAAUUGAUAAUCUGGGCUUCGCUGGAACUCUUGGUAAACGAGGAAUGGAUCCUUUGGGAUUUGCUGGAACACUUGGUAAACGAGGAAUGGAUCCUUUGGGAUUUGCUGGAACUCUUGGUAAACGAGGAAUGGAUCAUUGGGGCUUUGCUGGAACUCUUGGUAAACGUAGAAUGGAUCAUUUGGGCUUUGCCGGUACUCUCGGGAAACGUAGAAUGGACAGUCUGGGCUUCGCUGGAACUCUUGGUAAACGGGGAAUGGACAAUUUGGGAUAUGCUGGACAACUGGGUAAACGAGGCAUGGACAAGUUUGGAUUUGCAAGUCAGCUUGGGAAAAGAGCAAUGGACAAGUUCGGAUUUGCCAGUCAACUCGGUAAACGAGGUAUGGACAAGUUUGGAUUUGCCAGUCAACUCGGUAAACGAGGUAUGGACAAGUUUGGAUUUGCCAGUCAACUCGGUAAACGAGGUAUGGACAAGUUUGGAUUUGCCAGUCAACUCGGUAAACGAGGUAUGGACAAGUUUGGAUUUGCCAGUCAACUCGGUAAACGAGGUAUGGACAAGUUUGGAUUUGCCAGUCAGCUGGGAAAAAAGGCUGUGGACAGGUUUGGAUUUGCGAGUCAACUUGGGAAACGGGCAAUGGACAAACUGGGAUUCGCAAGUCAGUUAGGGAAAAAGGCCGUUGACAGGUUUGGUUUUGCAAGUCAACUUGGCAAACGUGGUGUAGAUCAUUAUGGAUUCAUGGGAACACUAGGCAAAAGAGGAAUGGAUAGUCUCGGAUAUGCCGGGCAGCUUGGGAAAAGGGGCAUGGAUGGAUUUGGCUUUGCUGGAACACUUGGAAAGAGGGGCGUUGAUUCCCUUGGAUUUGCUGGGCAGCUUGGAAAAAGGAGAAUGGAUUCCUAUGGCUUUAAUGCACAACUCGGGAAAAGGGACGGUUCUGAUGUUGAACGGCAAAAGCGGCAAAUGGACUCACGAAUGUUCGGAGCACGACUGGGAAAGAGAAUGGAUGCUGCCCAAUUAGGCAAGAGAUCAGCUGAGAAAGUAGACUCAGACAAUUUCUCGUCCCAAGACGCAUCCUAAUAACAUACUUCCUGAAGUGGAAGAAAAGAAAUUGGCGACACAACGUAAGUGUCGUCCAGACACAAAUCCAACAUAACUCGACUUUGUCCAUUUACAAGGGAAGUGAUUUUCAUAGUUCUCUACCAUCAUACCAUUGGACGACCCCGCAGUCUACUCCUGAUUUCAACCUAGUCGUAUACGCUGCCUGUACUGUAUAAACUUAUGUUGAGUAAUUUCGUAUUUGUUGGGUGACCGUUGUGUUUCAAGGUCGUUAAUGACGUUGGGAUCCUUGACAUCAUUCAUUCUUCCUAAUAAUUUGUUGAAGGGUGUUUCGAGGAUAGGUAGUGUUGCUGGCAUGACACUUUCGGUAAAUACAGCAAAUAAUCUCACUGAAAAUCAUUCUGUCAUUAUUUUAGUGUAAUAAGCUAUUUUAAUGUUAAAAAAAACACGGGAAUGAAUUGGUAACAUGGUUCGUUUUCACAUAACAAGUAUGAUUUGUUAUUAUGUUUCUGUGUAAUUUAGAUGAAGAUUUUUUUUUAGUUUAACCGAUUAUGUUUUACAACUUUUCUACCGUAGAAUCAAAACGAAGUUUCUUUCAUGUUAUGUUUUAUUCGUGACGUAACCGCUCCGGGUUUCAAAUCAGCGAAUGAUUGCAUUAAUUGUAUUUGGUUUGUCGCAUGCUUAUUUUCAGAAGAUAUGAAAUAAUUUAAUUAUUGCCUUAGACAUGUAUAUAAUAUGUAAAUACUGAUCUGAAUAAAGUAAUUUUGAAUAUAA
Molecule: messenger RNA, 2522 nt
Organism: Haliotis rufescens (red abalone)
Lineage: Eukaryota; Metazoa; Mollusca; Gastropoda; Lepetellida; Haliotidae
Product: buccalin-like
Exons: 3
Coding region: 195-1769 (524 amino acids)
Source: RefSeq, a predicted model, not a curated record